Molecule: messenger RNA, 1038 nt
Organism: Sporothrix brasiliensis 5110
Lineage: Eukaryota; Fungi; Ascomycota; Sordariomycetes; Ophiostomatales; Ophiostomataceae
Product: hydroxymethylbilane synthase
Exons: 1
Coding region: 1-1038 (345 amino acids)
Biological process (GO): heme biosynthetic process
Cellular component (GO): cytoplasm
Molecular function (GO): hydroxymethylbilane synthase activity
Source: RefSeq, a predicted model, not a curated record
AUGGCUUCCUCGGCCCCGACGACCGUCCGCGUCGGAACUCGCAGUUCGAAGCUGGCCGUGCGCCAGGCCGAGACUGUUGUUGCUGCCCUCGAGGCCGCCAAUCCGGGCGUCAACUUUGUCAUUGACGCUCGCGAGACCGCCGGCGACCGCGACAAGGUCACCCCGCUGCCCAACCUGGGCAAGGGCCUGUGGACCUCCGAGUUCGAGGCCCGCCUUGUGGCCGGCGACCUGGACCUCGUCGUCCACUGUGCCAAGGACAUGCCGACUGCCUUGCCCGCCGGCUGCAUCCUCGGCGCCAUUCUGGACCGUGAGGACCCCCGCGACGCCGUUAUCUUCCCCGUCGGCAGCCAGUAUACCGAAAUUGGCCAGCUGCCCGCGGGCAGCGUUGUCGGCACCAGCAGCGUGCGCCGGUCUGCCCAGCUCAAGCGCCGCUACCCCGGCCUUUCCUUCCUGGACCUGCGCGGCAACAUCGACACCCGCCUGCGCAAGCUCGACGACUCUGUCAACCCGAACCGCCCCGCCGACGCCCCCCGCUACGACUGCAUCAUCCUGGCCGCCGCCGGCCUCAAGCGCAUGAAGUUUGACGGCCGCAUCUCCCAGUACCUCCAGGACUCGACCUCGGGCACUCUGUACGCCGUCGGCCAGGGUGCGCUCGCCCUGGAGAUCCGCGAGGGCGAUGCGCAGACGCAGAAGCUGCUCGACCCCAUCCUGCACAAGCCGACGACGCUCGAGUGCACGGCAGAGCGCGCCGUGAUGCGCGCGCUCGAGGGCGGCUGCAGCGUGCCGAUCGGCGUCGAGUGCCAGUGGAGCGGCGACGACAAGAGCGACCUGGAGCUCAAGGCGACCGUGGUCAGCCUGGACGGCCGGCAGGCGGUGAACUCGGCGGCCAAGCGGCGCGUGGCCACGGUCGAGGAGGCAGAUGCGCUGGGCCUGCAUGUGGCGAGCACCAUGGUCCAGAUGGGCGCACAGGCCAUCCUCGACGAGAUCAACAAGAACCGGGUGCCGCCCCCGGCGGUUGUGCCGGCGCCGACGGCGUAG